UAAUCUUAGCCGUCCGUUAAUCCGUUCAGUUACGUCCAUAGAUGACUAACACCACCUAUAAAUAAUGGGCAAUGCGGGUCAAUUUGUCUCCGUACCAUAAUUGUUGUUAGUGAGAUUCAUCCAAGUUUUUCUCUCUCUUCUUUUCUUUCAAGAUGGCACGUACUAAGCAAACUGCUCGCAAGUCAACUGGAGGCAAGGCCCCAAGAAAACAGCUUGCCACCAAGGCUGCUCGUAAGUCGGCCCCAACCACAGGAGGUGUGAAGAAGCCUCACAGAUACCGACCUGGAACUGUUGCUCUUCGAGAAAUUCGCAAGUACCAGAAGAGUACUGAACUUCUCAUCAGGAAACUCCCAUUCCAGAGGCUUGUUCGUGAAAUUGCUCAGGACUUCAAGACUGAUUUGCGUUUCCAGAGCCAUGCAGUUUUGGCUUUACAGGAGGCGGCAGAAGCAUACCUUGUUGGAUUGUUCGAGGAUACUAAUCUUUGCGCUAUCCAUGCUAAACGUGUUACCAUUAUGCCUAAAGACAUUCAGCUUGCCAGGAGAAUCCGUGGUGAGAGGGCUUAGGAGACCACGAUUUGCUAGCUAGCUGUUGAUUGUUUGUAAUUGUGUAGUGGUGGUGUUUUGUGUUAGGAUCUUUUUCUUUUAAUUUUGGGUAUCCGUUCUUGUUCUGCUAUGUUUUAAGAUGGAUUAUGAAUAGGAAGAACUUCUAGUAGGCCAAUUAAGCUGGAAUGGCUGGGUUGGUACAGUGGAUUGUUUUUAGUUGCUUUAAAACUCAGAACAAUGUAAUGUUGUUCGUGUUGACGCUGUUGCAUUUGAUGCGAUGUCUCUGGCAUUACUAUGUUAUUAAAUGUGACUCGUGAUAAACUGAUGUAUCAACUCAAGCAAAAUGGCAGAACGUGAAUAAUUGCCACCAAUAUUAACAUUUUACAUUUAUGCA
Molecule: messenger RNA, 936 nt
Organism: Ricinus communis (castor bean)
Lineage: Eukaryota; Viridiplantae; Streptophyta; Magnoliopsida; Malpighiales; Euphorbiaceae
Product: histone H3.3
Exons: 5
Coding region: 153-563 (136 amino acids)
Cellular component (GO): nucleosome
Molecular function (GO): structural constituent of chromatin; protein heterodimerization activity; DNA binding
Source: RefSeq, a predicted model, not a curated record